Molecule: messenger RNA, 1439 nt
Organism: Enhydra lutris kenyoni (northern sea otter)
Lineage: Eukaryota; Metazoa; Chordata; Mammalia; Carnivora; Mustelidae
Product: N-terminal asparagine amidase
Exons: 5
Coding region: 58-942 (294 amino acids)
Biological process (GO): ubiquitin-dependent protein catabolic process
Cellular component (GO): nucleus
Molecular function (GO): protein-N-terminal asparagine amidohydrolase activity
Source: RefSeq, a predicted model, not a curated record
GCCCGGGGCUGGGGAGGCCGCCGCCUCCCUGGGCCUGCCGGGGAGGCCGCCUCCGCGAUGCCGCUGCUCGUCGAAGGGCGGCGAGUGCGGCUGCCGCAGUCCGCCGGGGACCUCGUGCGAGCCCACCCGCCUCUGGAGGAAAGAGCCAGACUUCUCAGAGGUCAGUCUGUUCAACAAGUGGGACCCCAGGGCCUUCUGUAUGUUCAGCAAAGAGAGCUGGCAGUGACCUCCCCAAAGGAUGGCUCCGUCUCCAUUCUGGGCUCUGACGACGCCACCACGUGUCACAUCGUGGUCCUGAGGCACACAGGUAACGGGGCCACCUGCUUGACCCACUGCGAUGGAUCGGACACCAGAGCGGAGGUGCCCUUGAUCAUGAGCUCCAUCAAGUCCUUCUCCGACCAUGCCCAGUGUGGAAGCCACUUGGCGGGGACUUGCUCCCAGCCAGACCCGUUCCAGGUCCCCAGGCCGCAGCCGCAACCAUGGGAGACAGAAGCUGCUCCGGGGCGCUCACGUGCUAAGGCAGGGGGGCCGCAGGGAGCCCCACGGGAUGGUGCGAGCCGGGAAGAGCUGGAGGCCGCCCAGGCGGGGAAGCUUGGCCUGAGUUUCCUUCGUGGCAGCCAGGCCGGGCCGGCUUCAGGAGCCGGUGAGCCGUGCGGGCAGUGCCUGAUUUCCCUGGGCCCCGGGUCCCGCCGGCAGGAGGCAUCCUUGUGCGGUUCUGGAACCAACGUCGGCGCGCUGGCAGGGGUGCGGCAGGGUACCCCGGCAGGCGAACCCGGAGCCCCCGAGCCAGCCCCGUGGCCAUCACGGCUCCUCUUGCUGGCUCAUGUUUGUUGGGGCCCCUUGAUGCUUGUCCUCGUGCUGGCGAUGUGGCCAGUCAGGUUCCUUCCUCAGGAAGUUGGUCCUGGAAAGCGCUGUCCCUGUCCCCGGCUGGGGACAGAUUAGCAGACGAGGGCGGGGAACACGGGGUCCAGCAGCGGAGCUGGGCGUUUCCAGCCGCGGGGCUUCUCGGGGCUCUGCCGUGCUCGUGUGCGCGGGGACCGUCCUAGGGAGGGUCACCCCGAGGGAGUGGCACAGUGUCCCCAGCUUGGAAAAGCUGGUGUACUGGGUACGCGUGGCUUUAGGAACAGACCCGGUUUCCUUCUGGAAAUGGAAGUGAUAUUCCCUCCUUCUGGGUGAGGUGGAUGGGACAUAGUGCGGCAAGGGGGCCCCCCACAGUCCCCGCAGCGGCCGCCGCCUCCCCUCCCCAGCUCCGCACCCUCUCAGGCUGAGAUGCGUUAAGAGGUUUCUGGAAGCACCCAGCACUGGGUGGGUGAAAGUGUGAGGUAGUCCUGUCCCUGCAGAGCUGGGCGUCUCGCGUGCAGACGCAGCUCCCCUCUGCCAUCAGGGCCCCUGGGCGGGGUCCCCAGAAGCUCGUGCAGCCCUGGCAGCCACACCCGUUU